Molecule: messenger RNA, 1081 nt
Organism: Heterobasidion irregulare TC 32-1
Lineage: Eukaryota; Fungi; Basidiomycota; Agaricomycetes; Russulales; Bondarzewiaceae
Exons: 6
Coding region: 1-1014 (337 amino acids)
Biological process (GO): metabolite repair
Molecular function (GO): ATP-dependent NAD(P)H-hydrate dehydratase activity
Source: RefSeq, a predicted model, not a curated record
AUGCCUGUUCCAAAUACAAUAAUGUAUCAGCUGCGGCACCUUAUCCCGCCUUUAAACGGGACGCUGCAUAAGGGCCAGUCAGGACGUGUUGGUGUUCUCGGAGGAGCUUUGGAUUAUACAGGUGCACCGUUCUUCGCAGCAAUCUCCGCCCUGCGAGUGGGCGUCGACCUUUCGCAUGUCAUUUGCUCCCCGACGGCUGCUGGCGCCAUCAAGUCGUACUCGCCGGACUUGAUCGUGCAUCCUAUCCUACGAGAAGACGUAUCAGCAGCCUCUCUUCGACCUGAGAUGUCAUCCCUGCUAGCUCGCCUGCAUGUGCUCAUCAUCGGGCCCGGCCUCGGGCGGGAGCCCUACAUGCAGGCCUUCGCGCGCAUGGCUCUCGAUGUCGCUAAGGAACAAGGCAUGUUCGUCGUCGUCGAUGCAGAUGGAUUGUGGAUGGUCGGUCAGGAAGUGAACAUCAUCAAGGGAUAUCGGCGGGCGGUGCUCACGCCCAACGUCGUCGAGUUCAAGAGGUUGAGUGAACAGGCAGGUAUCGACCCAAAAACAAAACCUGAAGACCGCGCGUCCAGCGUGUCUCGCGCUCUGGGUGGUAUAGCGAUUCUCCAGAAAGGUGCUGAAGAUAUCAUAGCCACAAACACGGAAGGGGCCACUUCUCGCGAGGCACACGCACUCUCCAAAGUGCCCGAGAAUGACCCAGAGCAACAAGAGAUCAUUGUAGUGGAUACUCCCGGCGGUCUGAAACGCUGUGGAGGACAAGGGGACAUUCUGAGCGGAUCGGUCGGUGCAAUGCUUGCGUGGGGCAAGUGCUACGAGGACGGCGCGUUCGGAGAUAAAAACCUGCCAGCAUCAAGAAUACCCAUCCUAGCAGCGACGGGUGCAAGCAUGGUGACGAGGGCGGCAUCAAGGCGAGCGUUUGAGAAAGAAGGAAGGGGCGUCGUGACACAAGAUAUGUUGAAGGAGAUUGGAGGCGCUUUUUCAGAAAUCUUUGGCUCAGAUCAGUAUGGCGGAAAGCUGUAAGAUCUUUGAGAUGGUCUUGUACGAAUGCGGUGUUCGGCUACGAAAUGUGUGAAUUGUUUGGAUGUUU